Betta splendens (Siamese fighting fish) is the source of this 1281-nucleotide messenger RNA. It is a transcript of the gene srsf3b, whose product is annotated as serine and arginine rich splicing factor 3b. NCBI's taxonomy places the organism in Eukaryota, Metazoa, Chordata, Actinopteri, Anabantiformes, Osphronemidae. Gene Ontology annotation, molecular function: RNA binding. The record is from RefSeq and is a predicted model, not a curated record. Gene Ontology annotation, biological process: mRNA splicing, via spliceosome. Gene Ontology annotation, cellular component: nuclear speck. The transcript is spliced from 6 exons. The coding region runs from base 144 to 644 and encodes 166 amino acids.
CCGCCCUCCUUUGAGCGGCAUCCUGGUUAUAAUACAAACGUACUUCCCGGUGCGCCAUUUUCCAUUGACCAGCGAAAGGGGAAAACCCGCAAUUGAGGUGUGGAGUGAGUGAGCUCUUAAAAACAACAAACACGGAUCCUAACAUGCAUCGCGACUGUCCACUUGACUGCAAAGUCUAUGUUGGAAAUUUGGGCAACAAUGGAAACAAAACCGAGUUAGAGAGGGCAUUUGGAUACUAUGGACCUCUCCGCAGUGUCUGGGUGGCCAGGAACCCCCCAGGCUUUGCCUUUGUAGAAUUUGAAGAUCCCAGAGACGCAACUGAUGCUGUCCGUGAGCUUGAUGGAAGAACAUUGUGUGGUUGCCGAGUGAGAGUAGAGCUGUCCAAUGGAGAGAAACGCAGCCGUACUCGUGGUGCACCCCCUUCAUGGAGCCGGCGUCCUCGGGAUAGAGAUGACUACAGGCGGCGUAGCAGCCCACCACCUAGGCGAAGAUCUCCACGCAGGAGGAGCUUCAGCCGCAGCCGUAGCAGGUCAUUCUCUAGAGACAGGAGGAGGGAGAGGUCCCUCUCUAGGGACAGGAACCACAAACCUUCAAGAUCUUUCUCUCGAUCAAGGAGUCGCUCCAGAUCGAAUGACAGGAAAUAGAUGGAUUUCAGUGAGUGUAAGGAGAGCAGAACAUGAGUCGUUGUACGAGCUUUGGCGUUUCAUACAAUGGACUUCUACGUGACCACCUGGUCAUUUCUGUGUUGGGUUUUUUAAAAACAUUCAAGAAUUUUAGUGCCCCCCCCCCCCCCCCCCCCCUUUUUUUUUUCUUUAAUGUAAUUUUCCAAAAACAUUGAGUGGGGUGUGUUCAGGAAUGAGGCCUCACCUCAUUCAUCUUUCUUCAGUCUUGAAAAAGUUGUGCCACCCAGCAUUCCACAUCACUAGUUAAACGUAGGAGCUUUGUUUUUGUCAGUGAAUGUACUUUGUAGUUUAACAUGUGAGUAGUUCCUAUUCAUUGUGUAAAUGCCAGCAUUUUUAAAAAAAAUUGGGAUUUUGUGUAAUAAAAUCCCUUUCAAUUGUCUGUAAAGCCAAUCUGUUUUUGACAUGCUACUUUUUUCAUACUGACGGUUUAUGGUUAAAUUGUAUCAAAGAAGUCCUCAUUCAAGAUUUAAAACCACAGCAUUGACGCUGUAAUAAACACGUAGUUUUUUGGUUUUUUUUGUCUUUGGUGUUUCCAUUUGUUAUCUUUUGUUGAUACUGUCUUAAUGGUCUUGAUUAAAAAUAUUGGUUGGUGACAAAA